Molecule: messenger RNA, 1592 nt
Organism: Morus notabilis
Lineage: Eukaryota; Viridiplantae; Streptophyta; Magnoliopsida; Rosales; Moraceae
Product: protein MITOFERRINLIKE 1, chloroplastic
Exons: 1
Coding region: 48-1193 (381 amino acids)
Biological process (GO): transmembrane transport
Cellular component (GO): mitochondrial inner membrane
Molecular function (GO): S-adenosyl-L-methionine transmembrane transporter activity
Source: RefSeq, a predicted model, not a curated record
GAGAGAGGGGAGAGGAGAGAGAGGGAUUCUCUCUCUAAGUCUCAGCCAUGGAAACCAGAAUCUCUGCCUCUCUAGGCCUCCCGUCAUCAUCUUCUCCUCCUCCUCUCCCAAGCCCCUCACAUUUCCCCAACCUCUUCACCCACUUCACCACCGCCAUAACCACAACCUCGGCCAUGGACUACUCCCAUUCUCGCAAUUUCUCCACUCUCCCAUUCGCUUCGACCUCCACCGCCACAGUCACGGCCACGGCCAGAUCCUCCGCCCCCAAAGUCCGCUCCCUCAUGAAAUCCCUCUCCGUCUUCGAGCGCGCCGUCAUCGGCGCAGGUGCCGGCGGCCUCGCCGGAGCCUUCACCUACGUCUGCCUCCUCCCUCUCGACACCGUCAAGACCAAGCUUCAGACCAAAGGCGCCUCCGAGAUCUACCGCAACGCCUUCGACGCCAUCGCCAAGACCUUCCAGACCAAAGGAAUCCUGGGCUUCUACAGCGGCGUCUCCGCCGUCAUCGUCGGCUCCACCGCCUCCUCCGCCGUCUACUUUGGCACCUGCGAGUUCGGAAAAUCCUUCCUCUCCAAAUUACCCAAUUACCCUCCCCUCCUCAUCCCUCCCACGGCCGGCGCCAUGGGCAAUAUCGUCUCUUCGGCAAUUAUGGUCCCGAAGGAGCUAAUCACCCAGCGAAUGCAAGCGGGAGCCAAAGGCAGGUCCUGGCAGGUCCUUCUACGAAUCCUCGAAAACGACGGCGUUUUGGGCCUCUACGCCGGUUACUCCGCCACGCUGCUGAGGAAUUUACCCGCCGGAGUUUUGAGCUACUCGACGUUUGAGUACCUAAAAGCCGCCGUUUUGAGUCGUACGAGGAAAGCCUAUUUGGAACCAUUUCAGAGCGUGGUCUGUGGGGCCCUCGCCGGGGCGAUUUCCGCCUCCAUUACGACGCCGCUGGACGUCGUGAAGACGAGGCUGAUGACUCAGGAAGGGGUCAACAAAAUGGUUCCCGCCAUGUAUUCCGGUGUCUCGCAGACGGCGAAGGCGAUCCUCAAAGAAGAAGGAUGGGUCGGGCUGACACGUGGCAUGGGCCCCAGAGUUGUUCACAGCGCUUGCUUCUCGGCCAUUGGAUACUUUGCCUUCGAGACGGCGAGGCUGGCGAUAUUGAAUCAGUACAUUAAGCAGAAGGAGUUGCGGGAGUUGGCUGGCUGUUGUUAAUGUUGAUACCUCAUGAUUUGGUAAUGCCAUUGACUUCUAAUUCUAUGUAACGUUGAAUAUGAUCCUAUGAUAUAUUUGCCGCAUUUUGUUUUAGGAAUCCUUUUUGAGAGGAGAUUUUGUAGCUGUUAUUUGAAAUAAAAAAUGCCCACUUAAAAUUACUCUCUUUUGUAAUUUGUAAAUUUUUAUUGUUUAGUUGCUCAGAUUCGAUUGGAAUUGGAUACAUCCUGAUUUGGUAUUAUGGCUAUUAGCCAUUGAUUUCUAUAUAACAUAAAUGCAUUCUGGCUCAUUUUGUUUCAACCCUUUUGAGAGGAGAUUUUGUAGUUUUUUGAGUAACAAAUGCACACAAAAAUACUCUAUUCUGUAAUUUGGCUUUUCCUAAUGUUUGGGAAAUGUUAAAUG